Molecule: messenger RNA, 1642 nt
Organism: Periconia digitata
Lineage: Eukaryota; Fungi; Ascomycota; Dothideomycetes; Pleosporales; Periconiaceae
Source: the annotation of a GenBank genome assembly
CUGCAAGUUCUCCAUGCCGCGACUUGGGUUCUUUCUGAACGCUGCUACACGCGUUCAAUUGCGCUCACGCACCCUUUCCCAACACAAUUCCAUUCUUUCAAGGUGCUGUUCCUGCUCUGCACCCCAGCAAAUCCAACAUACCAAGAAGCAUACCGACGAGAAAGCAAGCCCGCAGCUUCUCAAUACCACCACAUCGGACCCGUCCACUCCCCCAACCGAUCAUCGCACGCUCGCGCAAGCUCACAGUCUCUUCACCACAUCCCCCUUUUCGCCCGGCUCGCCGCUCCUACUUCCCAAUGGCGCAUACGUUUUCCAGAAGCUACAGGCUUUCCUCCGCGCCCAAUACCCACAGUUUGGUUACCAAGAGGUGAUCACGCCCACCAUAUACAAAAAGUCGCUAUGGCAGAAAUCGGGGCACUGGGAUAAUUAUGCAGAGGACAUGUUCAGUGUACAGGGGCGGGGCGCAUCGGGGAAAACAGAAGGUGCAGAAGUCGGCCAGGACGAGGAAUUCGGCUUGAAGCCGAUGAACUGCCCCGGACACUGUCUCUUGUUCGCAGAGAAGGUAGCCAGCUAUCGUGACCUUCCUGUUCGGUAUGCUGAUUUCAGUGCACUGCAUCGAAACGAGAUAUCGGGUGCUCUCACCGGACUGACAAGGGUCCGACGUUUCCACCAAGACGACGCACACAUCUUUUGCCGACCAGAUCAGAUAUUGGCGGAAAUAAAGUCUACACUGCAAUUUGUUGGAAUGGUUUACGACACUUUUGGCCUGGGUCCGUACAAACUUCUUCUCUCGACACGACCCCAGGACCAUUUCAUAGGCACAGUGGACGAAUGGGACCGAGCCGAGAGCCAGCUGACAGAUGCACUCAACAGCAGUGGCCGAGAGUGGGCUAUUAAUGAGGGGGAUGGUGCUUUCUACGGCCCAAAAAUCGACAUCAUUUUAAAAGAUUCCAACGGAAAAGAGCAUCAGACUGCUACCAUCCAGCUCGAUUUUCAACUCCCGCAGCGCUUCGACCUACGAUACUCAGCCUCUCCACAGGAACUGGAGGCGUCACCCGAAACUAAUACUGACAACUCGUUGGAAUCCACUCAUCGACGACCAGUCAUCGUGCACCGCGCCAUAUACGGCUCGCUCGAGCGUUUCAUGGCACUCCUCAUCGAGCAUUACGCAGGGAAAUAUCCUUUCUGGCUGUCCCCUCGACCGGCUAUUGUCUUAGCCCUCAACUCCGAUCCCAAACUCAUCGAAUACGUAUCGCAAAUCCAAUCCGUACUAUCCGGCCUCGGCCCCUCUUCCCCCUCCAACGAACUCUCCCCAACAAAGCCGCGUCCACAACCCCUUUCUACGACCCACCUUCCCAUCGACAUCGACACCAGCAGCCGCUCUCUUUCUAAGAAGAUUGCUGAAGCUAGAAUGAAAAAGUACAAUCACAUUGUCGUCGUGGGGACGCGGGAGAUGGAAAACCAGAGUUUGCGCUUGCAGUUCGCGAAUCAUCCAAAUGAAGCUGCAGCCGUACACGCGUUAGAGGAGACCCUGGGCAGAGAGCUAGUUGACGGCGAUAGAUCGAAAGGUCAGAUCAAUGUCGGGCUGGAAGUCACGCAGGCGAGGAAGUUUUUCGAGCGCAUGGUGGAUGGGUUUUUGUGA